Paramecium octaurelia is the source of this 414-nucleotide messenger RNA. NCBI's taxonomy places the organism in Eukaryota, Ciliophora, Oligohymenophorea, Peniculida, Parameciidae. The record is from the annotation of a GenBank genome assembly.
AUGUAUUUUGGCACUGCCUAAAGAGAUAAGUCAUUAGUAUCUGGAGAUGUGCAUAAUCUGGAUUACAAAUACUUGUGGAGCUUGCGAAGUGAAGUAACUAAACUAACUUAAUAGCACUCCUGCUGGGUUUUCUGCUAAACGAGGUAUUGUGAGAAUAAACAAUUGAAGGAUGAUGUGACUUAAAAGAAGAAUAGAAAAUAAAAAUAAUAGCAACCAAAAGAUGAAAAACCUAAAGAAUAAGUUAAAGAAGCAAAGAAAAUUUAACCUAACGAAAAAGAUAAUGAUAACGUAUAUUAAUUGCAUAAUAUGAAAAUAAUCAAAAUCGCUUUAUUCAAAUGGAUAAAAAUAUAUUUUUGUGUGAGGGUGUAUUUCAAAGGAAGCGGAUUCAAUUCUUACAUUAAAAUACUUUGUUGA